This is a messenger RNA of Acinonyx jubatus (cheetah), 350 nucleotides long. RefSeq names its product 60S ribosomal protein L39-like. Bases 44 to 199 code for a protein of 51 amino acids. The transcript has a single exon. Gene Ontology annotation, molecular function: structural constituent of ribosome. Gene Ontology annotation, cellular component: cytosolic large ribosomal subunit; ribosome. The record is from RefSeq and is a predicted model, not a curated record. Gene Ontology annotation, biological process: translation. NCBI's taxonomy places the organism in Eukaryota, Metazoa, Chordata, Mammalia, Carnivora, Felidae.
UCUUCUCUGCCAUCGUGGUGUGUGUGGCUGACCGUUUCUCGCCAUGUCUUCUCACAAGUCUUUCAGGAUCAAGCAAUUCCUGGCCAAGAAACAAAAGCAGAAUCGUCCCAUUACCCGGUGGAUUCAGAUGAAAACUGGUAAUAAAAUUCGAUACAACUCCAAGAGGCGGCUUUGGAGAAGAACGAAGCUGGGUCUGUAAGGGAUCGAACAUGAGAUGGCACACGUUUAUGUUGCCUGAAAGUCAUGUGUUUCUACACCACCACAUCCUUACUGCCUGACCAGUAGAUCUGUUUUAUCAGGAAAUUGACUUUUCUCUGUUAUGAUGUUUCUGCACCUAUAGGUUGGCUCAG